UCCUGUACUCUGCAACCAUGUCCGAAACGGCACCCGCCGUGCCAGCCGCUGCCGCCGCGCCCGCCCCGGCCUCCAAGGCUCCGGCCAAGAAGGCGAAAAAGGCGGGCGGUGCGAAGGCGCGCAAGGCGUCGGGCCCCAGCGUUACUGAGCUGAUUACAAAGGCGGUGGCCGCUUCCAAGGAGCGCAAAGGCGUCUCUCUGGCCGCGCUCAAGAAAGCCUUGGCGGCCGGUGGCUACGAUGUGGAGAAGAACAACAGCCGGAUCAAGCUGGGUCUCAAGAGCCUGGUGAGCAAAGGCACGCUGGUGCACACCAAGGGCAUCGGCGCCUCCGGCUCCUUCAAGCUGGGCAAGAAGACUGGCGAGGGCAAGGAGAAGGCGCCCAAGAAGAAGGCGCCCAAGGCCAAGAAGCCUGUGGCGAAGAAGGCUGCUGGCGCCGUCAAGAAGCCCAAGAAGCCCGUGGCCGCCAAGAAAAGCCCCAAGAAGCCCAAAAAGCCCGCGGCCGCCAAGAAAGCCGCCAAGAGCCCUAAGAAGGCCAAGCCCGUCAAGCCCAAGAAGGUGGCUAAAAGCCCGGCCAAAGCCAAACCCGCCAAGCCCAAGACGGGGAAAGCCAAGCCGGCCAAGCCCAAAGCGGCCAAGGCGAAGAAGGCGGCGCCCAAGAAGAAGUAAUGCCGGACCCGCCUCUUUCCAAAACCCAAAGGCUCU
This is a messenger RNA of Eublepharis macularius, 701 nucleotides long. Its product is annotated as histone H1.03-like. The transcript has a single exon. The record is from RefSeq and is a predicted model, not a curated record. Lineage: Eukaryota; Metazoa; Chordata; Lepidosauria; Squamata; Eublepharidae. Gene Ontology annotation, cellular component: nucleosome. Gene Ontology annotation, molecular function: DNA binding; structural constituent of chromatin. Gene Ontology annotation, biological process: nucleosome assembly. Bases 18 to 665 code for a protein of 215 amino acids.